Didymella exigua CBS 183.55 is the source of this 1788-nucleotide messenger RNA. RefSeq lists its product as uncharacterized. The annotation marks the transcript as partial. NCBI's taxonomy places the organism in Eukaryota, Fungi, Ascomycota, Dothideomycetes, Pleosporales, Didymellaceae. The record is from RefSeq and is a predicted model, not a curated record. The transcript is spliced from 2 exons.
AUGCACUCCACACUCGUUCUUUCGCUCCUCGCGACUGCCGUCUCGGCUCAACUUUCCACAAUCGAGAAGCACGUCGGCAGUCUUGCGCUCUCCUCUUCGUUCGGACCCGUCAAGGAGUCUUACUGGACUGGAUACCCUCACCAUCGCCGCACACCUUUCGCCGUGUCCCCUGACGGCAAGUCAGCUUAUCUAGCCUACCUCGACGCUACCGAAACUGGCGUCCACGUCCAGCAGGUCGACCCUUCGACUUUCGCCGCCGUUGGUGAUGCUGUCACUGUCACUGGUGGUAAGGAGGCUGGUGGUCUCGUUGCCCACAACGAUGGAUUUGCUCUCCUGACCAACGAGGCCAUGCCAUCUGGUACUUCCAACGCGCCCCCUGAGAGCACCCCCGUUGCUGUUCUGUACCGCUACACCUCCGGCAAGGAGACAUUCAAGACAUGGCUUGGUGGCCCAAGCAACCCCGGUGGCAUGGGUAUGCUCGCCUCUCCUGAUAUGAACGGUGACCUUGCCUACUCUGAGACCAGCGGCAUGUACGGUGCCUACUUCGUCGUGACUGCCUACUCUGGCGACGCCCAGGGCCACUUUGGUGAUGCCAUCCAGUACGUUAACGACAAAGGAACACUCGAGCAGAUUGAUGGUGCCAGCUCCAGCUGGGGCUGCUCCCACAACACUGGUAUUGCUUUUGAGGCUGCUGACUCCGCACCUUUCCCGUCCAUUUGCUCCGAGGAUCAGGGUGCUAUCUGGCUUAACACUGGUGCUACUGGCAUGGACAAGAGCGGUGUCAAGAUCUCAAACGAGAACGUCACCAACGGUGCCGGCAACGAGGCUAUGGGUGGUAUGUCUGGCUCUUACAGCGGCCUCGCUCGUUUCCAGGACAGCGACUCGUACAUCUUCUCCUGGGUCUCGCGCGGUGCUAAGGAUCUGAGCGUCAACGACUGGAUGGGUGCCGGCUACACUCACUCUGUCAACCGCACUGUCAACCGCAACGUCGCCAUUUCCACCAUGAGCGACAAGAAGACCCUCACUGGCGAGCAGGCUACCUCUGAGCUUGUUGCCGAUGGUGACUCUCAGGUCAACUGGAUUACUACUGGCUCUGCUGACUGCUCCAACGCCCACGUUGCCACUUUCGAUAAGACUAGCGCUCUCGUCACCUGGGAGGAGAUUGCCGAGCCCACCUGUGACUACAUAGCCAUGGGCUGCAGGGGUGCCUACACCGGUUCCUACUUCCAACUUGUUACCGACGGAAAGAAGGUUGGCGAGCCCGUCAAGGCUACUGAUGUCUACGUGGCCGGCGACAUGGUCACCAUGGCUGACGGCCGUGUCUGCUGGCCUUACGUUGACAUGAAGUGGACUCUCGACGGCCCCGUCCAGAACGCCGCCAGCGUCAAGGAGAUCUCCUUCGCUUGCUUAAGCAACGGCGGCUCCUCCUCGAUACCUUCCGCUUCCGCUUCCGCUGCUCCUGCUUCCUCGGCCCCUGCUACCAGCUCUGCCGCCGCUGUCAAGACUUCUACUGCCACUGCUAUCCCUUCCUCUGUUGAGGAGAAGGCCGAGAGCACCGAUUACACUUCUGAGCACUCUGUGUCUAUUCCCAUCGAGGUCAGCUCCCAAGUUGCUCCUACAAACCCCGUAGAGUACACUUCGGUCGUUUCUGCUUCCGUCCCCACCGAGGUUCCCUCUCAGGUGCCUGCUAUGAGCAUCGGCACUGAUCAGCCUGCUCCUUCUGCCACAUUCACUCUCCCUGCAUCUGAGUCUUUCAACCCCACUCAUGCCCCUGCUUUCACCUCGAGC